AUGAAAAAGGCAAGGAAAAAUAUAGAAGGAUCGGAGAGAGAAAAAUAUGCUGAGUUGAGGGACUAUCUUAACCAAAUACUACUGUCAAAUCUAGGCUCAACAGUGCACUUGGAUACCAUUCUAAUGCCUGACUCGUUGCCCUUGUUCAAGAGAGUUUACAUUUCUUUUGAGGCAUGUAAGAAGGGUUUUGUCUUAGGGUGUAGACCUUUCAUUGGCCUUGAUGGCACAUUCUUAAAGGGCUUCUAUGGAGGACAGCUACUCACUGCAAUAGGUCAAGAUGCGAACAACCAGAUUUUUCCAAUUGCUUAUGCUGUGAUGUUAGAAACUAGAGAUAAUUGGAAAUGGUUCUUGGAUCAUUUAAACAAUGACUUGGGUAACUACAUGGUUCAUGGUUGGAACUUCAUUAGUGACCAACAAAGGUUAUGCCUGGAGUUCAUCAUUGCUUCUGUGCUAUGCAUAUUUGGAAUAAUUUCACAAAGAGAUGGAAGGACAAAUAACUCAAAGGGGUAUCUGAACAAGCUUGAUCUGAAGAACUGGACAAAGGCUAACUUCAGUGAGUGGCCGAAGGUUGACAAUGUUACUAACAACAACUGCGAGACAUUCAAUGGUAAGAUUGUGAAAUACAGAGGUAAACCCAUCAUCACUAUGUUAGAGGAAGUAAGGACAUAUGUAAUGAGAAUCGUGGCUAGAAAUAAAAAAAUCCUAUCUGGAUAUAUUGGAACGGUUGCUCCAAGACAGUUAAGUAGGCUUGAGAGAGAAAAGGAGGAGACCAAUAAAUGGACUCCCACCUGGUCUGGAGACGAUGCUGAAGAUAUAUAUGAGGUUGAGAAGCAUCCAACUAAACUUACAGGCUUACCUUGUAGGCAUGCUUGUGCUGCACUCGCUCUUAGAGGUCGCAAGCCAGAGGAGCAGAUCCACGACUGGCUUGGAAUGCAUGCAUACAACACAGCUUAUCAAAUGAAUAUUAAUCAUUCCGGUCAUAACAAUAGGACUUGUCAACAAAAGAAGGAUGAUACUCUGGAUGAGGAAGUUGCUCUAGUAGCAAAGGCAGCAGCUGCAGCAGCAAAAUCACAAAACCAACCAAAACAGAACACUGGAGAGCCAACAUCAGAAGUCAAUGUUGCCUAG
This is a messenger RNA of Arachis stenosperma, 1128 nucleotides long. RefSeq lists its product as uncharacterized. The record is from RefSeq and is a predicted model, not a curated record. The transcript is spliced from 6 exons. Lineage: Eukaryota; Viridiplantae; Streptophyta; Magnoliopsida; Fabales; Fabaceae. The coding region runs from base 1 to 1128 and encodes 375 amino acids.